Messenger RNA from Spodoptera exigua (beet armyworm), 1157 nucleotides. Lineage: Eukaryota; Metazoa; Arthropoda; Insecta; Lepidoptera; Noctuidae. The record is from the annotation of a GenBank genome assembly.
UGAUCGCUCGCCAUAACGCGCGCGUAAACGCGGGAAAAUUGAAAAGCAGCCAUGUUGGUUUUGAAGGCCCUGAUUCUCUGUGCGGCGUGGUUAGCAGUCCACUGCCAAGGCCCUAACGGUCCCACCACCACUCCAGUACCCAUCCUGAAGCAGAUCAACCGACAGAACGAUGAUGGAUCCUACAGUUACGGAUAUGAAGCUGCUGACGGAUCCUUCAAGAUUGAAACUAAAUAUCCGAAUGGAGAUGUCGCUGGAAAGUACGGAUAUGUAGACGAGAAUGGCAAAACUAGAGAGAUCUCCUACGGUGCCAGCAGCCAGAGAGGUUUCGAACCCGAAGGACCCGGCAUCAUGGUGCCCCCACCAACUCUAAACAACCCUCAAUCCUCGAACGCGCUCACUGACGGCCAAGAAGACGAUGGCCAGUACCGUGAGGACCCUAGCAUUUACGAAGAUCCAAAGUACAACAGUCGCGCCCAGCCACGACCAGCCCCUAUCAGACAGUUCCACCAGCCUGCUCAACCGGCACCUAUCAGACAGUAUCAACAACAACAACCCCAGUUUGCUCCAGCCCCUACCGCUGCUCCAGCUCCUCAAUACCAGCAGCAAAGCCAGUUCAGAUCAGCUCCCCUCUAUUCCCAACAGACAAGCCUCUUUAACCAAGGUCCUCAACAGUUCCCAGCCCAAAACCAAGAUUUCCGUCCCCAAAGCCAGGUGUACCACCAGCAGCCUCAGUUUUCUUAUCAGGCGUACACUCCUCAGCCUUACCAGAAUUUCCAGAGCCAGAGUUUCCAGCCUCAAUACCAACAGCAGCAGUACCAGGGCCAGAAUCAGAAUUUCAACCCAUUCUUUGGCCACCCUGCCCAGAACUUUGACCCCAGCUCUGGGUCUUACUCCAUCAACUUUACUGGUUAAUUGGUUUAAGUUAUUGUUAUUGUGGUUUGAUGGUGUUAGUUGUAACGGAAGAGUGUUGGGUGGACGAGUCAUAGCCAUUACUCAAAUGAAAAUUGGGGGAGGCCUAUGUUCAGCAGUGGACGUCCUAUGGCUGAUAUGAUGAUGAUGAUGAUGACUCAAUUGUAAUGGAAAUAUCAGGUUUCAUAAUUUUUCAAUCAAAUAAUGUAAAGUCCUCUUAACGACAAUCUCUGAUUUAAGUUAUAUUA